Molecule: messenger RNA, 4272 nt
Organism: Cryptosporidium muris RN66
Lineage: Eukaryota; Apicomplexa; Conoidasida; Eucoccidiorida; Cryptosporidiidae
Exons: 1
Coding region: 1-4272 (1423 amino acids)
Biological process (GO): iron-sulfur cluster assembly
Cellular component (GO): cytosolic [4Fe-4S] assembly targeting complex
Source: RefSeq, a predicted model, not a curated record
AUGACUUUUAUGGAAGAUAUUGCUUUGUGUAUAAUUGAGGAUUCUAUAAACGAAGAAAAUAUUAACAAAAUUGUAAAAUUAAUUAGUAAUGGUACUAAUUGUAUGUUUGAUUUAAUAGAAUCUUUAAGUGGACAACUAGCAUCUACAUUAGCAGAAGAAAGAAAAAAAGGAAUUAAUAUACUUAGAUUAGUAUUUAAGGGACUCAUACUUAAAGAUACUUUAUCUAAUGACUGUAUCAAAUUAUUAAGUUGUUUUGUAGUUAAUUAUUUAUUAGAUUGGGCUUGUAUUGAUGAUGUUUUAGAUAUAUUAACUUGUAUUAUUAAGACAAAAAGUGAAGUAUUAAGAUGUACUUAUUUAAAUAUUCUAGAAGAUGAUAAAUUGUUUGAAGAAUAUAGUUUUAACCCAAUAGUAUCAAUAAAUACAGGUAUAAAAGGUAAAGUAAUGAAUGAUGGCAAUAGUAUUAAACUUUGUACAAAAAUUUGUACAUUUCAUAAAUUUUCAAAUCAAUAUGGAAUUGAUAAUGUAGAUAAACAAGAAGAUUUAUAUAAAAUGACACUCUUAUUUUAUAUAUUUACUCAGAUAAUUUAUAUUGUACCUACCAGACAAUUAGUGUAUACUUCUAGAAUAUCUGUUUUAAAUAUUUUAAUAAUAUUUUUUGAAAAUGAGGAAUAUAUUACUAAUAUUAGACGUAUGGGGCCUGCAGCAAUUCCUGCAAUAAUACAACAUAUACAAGGUGAAAAAGAUCCACGUGUACUAAUUUUAUCAUUUCGUCUUAUUAAGAAUUUAUUAUUAAAAUUUGAGGAUAUAAUAAAGAUAUAUGAUAAUAUAGAAGUUGAUAAAGAUAAAUCUGCAUUAUUAGAUACUUGUUCUAAACAUGAUUAUUAUAAAGGUUUAAUUCCAGAAAUAGUAUUUGAUAAUAAGAAUUUAGAAGAUUGUGAAUAUUUGGAAAUGAAUGAAAUAGAAAAUAAUUCAUCUAAUAUUUUAUCUACUUUAAUUUCUGAUGUAUUAUUAAGUUAUUUUCCUCUUAACUUUCAUCCUCCAGCUAAUGAUAUUCAUAAGAUAUCUCCAAAAACUUUAAAAAAAUUAUUAUUUGAAGCUAUUACAUCUACUAAUUUAUUACAAGAUGCAAUUAUUAAAACAAUUAUAGAAUUAAUGGAUACACAAAAUUUAGUUGAAGAUAAUAUUUAUAUUAAUAAAUUUGAUGUAAAUUUUAUAUAUGAAGAAUUUUGUUUUGACAAUUAUGAAUUAGAAAAUAAAAAAGAUUCUAAAUUAUCACCAGUAAUUUUGGGUAUAGAAGAUGAAGAAAUUUUACAAGAUAUAAAAGAUAUUUUAACUUUAUAUGGAAUAAAUCUAAUACCUAAUAUUAUUACAAAGUAUAUUAAUGAAUUAUUUCUUUUUAUUCAACAAUUAUUAAAACGUACAAUUAUAUGUAAUAAUAAUAUUUGUUCAUUAUUAUUUUAUAUUAUUGGUACUCUUUUUAAAUAUCAAAGUUUAGAUAAGGAUGGGGAUUUUAUAUUAAGAAAUGGGAUUCAUAAAUAUAUCAUAUUAGAUAUGAUUAAUAAAUUACAAAAUUUAGAUGAUUCAACUGAAUUGGAUCCUUUUUCUUUAAAUUUAAUUAAUUCAUGUAAUUUAUAUUAUAAUAUGUUUAUAUUAAUAUGUAUUGAAAAUGAAUUCUUAGAUUAUUUAAUACAAAAUAUAAUGAAUGUUGGGAAAUCUAGAAUUAUUACUUUAAGAAUAUUAUCUAGUCUAUUAUAUACUCAUUUAAUUAAUAUUUAUCAAUCAGAUAAUAAUAUAUUAUUGGAAAUUAAUAAAAAUCCUAUAUUUUUAAAAUUAUGUGAAUUUUGUAAAUUAUCAUAUCUAAAUGAAUCUGAUGAUUAUAUUCUUUUAAUUUAUUGUUUAUGUAGUUUAAUUAUUGAAUAUAAUAAUAAUACUAAUACUAAUAAUAUUAUGUGGUUUUAUGAUGAAUUGAAAAGAAAAUGGGACAAUAUUAAUCAUUUAUCAAAAGAUAAUCAAAGUUUUAUUUAUGCAAUCACUUGUAUUUUAUUUAUACAAAAUGAGGAUAUUAGUAGAGAUUUUUGGCUUGAAUAUAUUAAAAAUAAAUCAAUUCAAUCUAUUCAAUCUAAUUAUAAUUUAAUAAUUUUAAGAUUUAUAAUUUAUUCUUUUUAUAAAUCACAAAAUCCCCCAAUUUCUAUUAUAAAAUCUGUAACUAAUGAUAUUGAAGAAAUAAUUUUAUGUGAUAUAUCAGAAUCUAAUAAUAAUGAACAAAUAAAAUAUUGUUUAAUAUUUUUAAAAAUGAUAUGGAAUAUAUUAAAUAUUUAUAAAUGUAAAAAUAUUAUUUUAAAUAUAUCUAUCAAUAUUGAUAAUUGGCUUGAACAUAUCUUUUAUCAUAUAUUUCCUACUUUAAUAAAUAAUAAAUUAAUUGAAAAAUAUCAAUAUGAUAUGAAUAAUUCUUAUAAAUAUAUAAAAUCCAUUAAUUUAAAUGAUAAUUUUGAUUAUAGAAAAUAUAUUUGGAUUAUUGGUAAUCUUAUAUCUUCAUUAAAAUUUAUUAAUUUAUCUACUUCAGACUUAAUUAUUAAAAUUAUAGAUUAUAUUAAUCAUUUUAAAAAUAUAUUAAAUGAUAAUGAAUUAUUCUUUAUAUAUAGAAUUUUUCUAUUUAUAUUAUUAAAUGGUAUUACAGAUAAUAAUUAUUUAUUUAAUUUAUUAGAUAAAAAUAUAGAAAUUGACCAUUCAAUAGUAAAUAUUUUAGAAUAUUGCUACAAUUGGUUAAAUGAUUUAGAAAAUAUAGGUAGUGAAAUAAAAGAUUUUAAAUGUAUAUAUAAAAGUGAAUUGGAACAUUUAAUUAUUAAUCUAAUUCAAUUUUAUUUUAAAUAUAAUAGUAAUGAUAUAAAUAAGAUACAAGUUAUUUUUCAAUAUAAAUGGAAUAGUAAAAUUAUUGGUAUAUCUAUUAGAUUAAUUGAAUUAAAUACAUAUAUUAAUAAACAAAAUAUUAAAGAUGAGGAUGAACAAAAUUUACAAUUUAAAUAUAUACUAGAUUAUACAGAUCAAGUAUGUAAAUUAGCUACAUCAAAUAAUAUAAAUGAAUUAUAUUUAAUCUCAUGUUUACUUUAUAUUAUAGGUGGUAAUUUACCUAUAAUUAUAAAAAAAGAUUUAACAAAAAGUUAUCUUCAAAUUGGAAAUUAUUAUUUAAAUUUUAAUAAUAUAAAUAAUGAAGAUUAUAUAAGAAAAUUUCAAAAUAUAUCUGAUAUCUUUAUUUAUUAUAAAAAUUUAGGAGAUUGUAUAAUUGAAGAUAUUCAAUUAAAUUUCUAUAAUUUUAUGGAUAAAUUAGAUCAUAUAUAUGAUAAUAUAAAUAAUUUAAUUAUACCAACUUCAAAUAAUAAUGAUAAAGAUACAAUAAUGGAUAAAAUUGAUAUUUUGAAUAAUAAAGAAGUUGAUAUUGAUUUAGAAAAUAUAUGGCCUUUAAAUAUCAACCUAACAGAUUUAUGUUCACAAAUAAAUAUAAAUCAAACAAUUAUUAAAUCAUAUUAUAUUAAAAUAUCAGAUAUUAUUAUUUCUAAAAUAAUACAAACAAUAUUAUAUAAUGAUUAUAAAGUAAAUUCAUUAAUAUUAAUACCUAUAAUGGCAAUAUUUAGUAAUGUAUCUAUUUCAUUAAUUUUAAAAUAUAAUAAUGAAAAUAUUUUAAGAUAUAUAUUUAUGUUAUCAUUACUUGAAUGUUCUGGAUUAAAUACAAAUAAUCCAAAUGAAAAUUCUAAGUUAAAAAUAUUAUUAAUAGAUUAUACUUCUAAAAAAUUCGAAAAUGAUUUAGAUAAUAAUUUUGAUAAUGAUGAAAUUAUUAAAUUAUUAGAUUGGCAAGAAAAUAAAAAUUGUUUCUCUGAUAUUAAAUUUGAAGAAUCGUCAGAUUAUUUUAUAUAUAAUUUACAAACAUUAUCUAUAUUAAUUCGUUUUAUUUAUUUUGUACAUAAAAGGAAUAUUUCAUUUAAUUCUAAUAUAAAUCAAGAUUAUUCAAAUAAUUUAGAUUUUAUUUGUAAUGAUCUCUUUAUAUAUGGUUUAUUAGCUUCUCAUAUUAUUAUUUAUCAUCCUUUACCAUUAGUUAGAUUAUUUUCUUAUUUAUUAAUUAAACAAAUAUUCAAAUUUCCAGGUAUAUUCAGAAUUGGAAUUAAAAAUAAAAUUUUAAGUGCUUUAUCUUAUUUAAUAAAUAAUGAAAAAAAUAAGUUUCUUAGAAACUCUGCCUCAAUAUUACAUUGUCAAUUAAUAAUUAUGGAGGAUUCUUUAUAG